Molecule: messenger RNA, 4193 nt
Organism: Stegostoma tigrinum
Lineage: Eukaryota; Metazoa; Chordata; Chondrichthyes; Orectolobiformes; Stegostomatidae
Product: CDGSH iron-sulfur domain-containing protein 3, mitochondrial-like
Exons: 3
Coding region: 217-582 (121 amino acids)
Cellular component (GO): intracellular membrane-bounded organelle
Molecular function (GO): 2 iron, 2 sulfur cluster binding
Source: RefSeq, a predicted model, not a curated record
UUUUUAAAGGAAAAAGAUCUCGGGAAACACCUUUCUACCUUCGAGUUCCACUUGGUGACCCGGGAACCAAAAUUGAAAAGGGGCGGACAUUGCAGCUUUUUCUUCCGGCUGCAGUUUAAUCUUUUUAGAUCUUACUGGCCGAUCCUAGGACCACCGCAUAGAGAAAAAUCCUUCAAGAACAAAGCGGGUGAAGUGAGUUUGCACGGCGCCUCUGCAAUGUAUGAGCUUGUAACGCGGUGUGUGGGUCUGCGGACUCUGUCAUUGCAGAUCAGAAGUCACAGGUACUACACCUCUAAUGCAUCAAAGAAAGCUGUCAUUGCAGCCAAACACCCCUUUGAGGCAGAGCUUCAGGCAGCGAAACUCUAUGCUUGGUGUGCUUGUGGGCAUAGCAAAAAGCAGCCUUUCUGCGAUGGGAGCCACAGGUCUAUCCCCUCAGCUCCCACUCCACAGAGGUUCAAACUGCAAGAGGCAAAGAAGGUGUGGUUGUGUGGCUGCAAACACUCCAAGAGUCCUCCGUACUGCGAUGGCACUCACAAAGAGAGCUGGAUUCAACAGGCUGAUCUGCGAACAAGCCCUCUUUAGAAACUCCUUAUCGCCCUGUGUCCCAAAAGGGUCACGCAAGCAAUUUACCCACACUGCAACAAAAAAAAAUCAUUUGCUGUAAUUCUUUUUCUUGGAAAGCAGUUAAGGGUCAGGAAUUUCUGGCUGCUGUCAGUUUAUGGGAGUCUGUGUUAAAUUUACCAGUUAUUCGGGGUGAUCAGGGAGAAAUGUCCAAAUGAGAUUUAAGGAUUUUCUGUAAAGAAAAUAACCAAGGCAAUUGAGAUUUUUGCUGUUAUGCUUUAAUGCUUACUUCUAGCUUGGUAACCAGCUUGUAAAAAUGUUUAAAAAGCACAGAACACUGCCUCCUGCAAGUUUGAAUUCUGUCUUGUAUUGAAAGUGUAGAUGACUAGUUUACAAAUGCAUAAUGGAACACAUUAAAAUUCUUUCAGCAAGGUUUACAGUUCAUGUGAAACACUGGAUACUGGAUCUUUGACAGAAUCCCAAGCUGCAUUUUCACUUUUGAUAGUUUGCAACUUCCUCGUAACUAUUUCUGCAGGAUCUCUGCUGGACCCCUGAGAGUCAUGCCCACAGGAGAUGAGGAAAGUCUUCCUAUCCUGCAAAUUUUCAGGGCCAAGAAAAGAGACGAAACGAUUAAUCUUCUGGAUGGCAAUUAUAUUCCCUCUCACCCAGUGUAUCCUCUUCAAUUGACCCACUCAAUUUCCAAGUAAUUGUUUUGUGUAAAGAAGUAAGGUGGGGACAAUAAGCCAACCUGCGAUUUACCGAUCACGCAGCCUUUGAGCCGUACAGCACGAAAACAGACCCUUCAGCCCAACAUGCCCACACCGAUUCUAUGCACCUGUCCAAAUGUCUUUUAAUAGAACGUAGAACAAUACAGUGCAGAACAGGCCCUUCGGCCCUCGACGUUGCGCCGACCUGUGAACUAAUCAUGUUGUAAUUGUACCCACCUCUACCAUUUCCUCUGGCAGCCCAGUAUAUGCAUCACCCUUGUGUGAAAAUGUUGCCUCUCAGAUCACUUCUAAAUCUUUUCCCUCUCACCUUAAACCUAUGUCUGAUAGUUUUGGACUCCCCAGCCCUUGGAAAAAGACUUCGGCUAAUCAUCUUAUCUACGCCUGUCAUGGCUUUGUAAACCUCUAUAAGGUCACCCAUCAGUCUCCGACACACCAGGGAAAGUAGCUCCAGCCUAUUCAGCAUUUGCCCAUAGCUCUAACCUUCCAGCCUCGGCAACGUCCUUGUGAUUCUGAUCUGCACCCUUUCAAACUUAACAACAUCCUUCCUAUAGCUGGACAACCAGAAUUGUGUGCAGUAUUCUAAAAGUGGCCUCACCAAUGUCUUGUACAGCUGCAACAACCACCCCAUAAUUGGAAAAUUACAAAAUUCAGAGCCCCAAUUUUAAGCUGACCUGCCACCCCAGUCCAGGAUUGGGCCCACAUUCUUUGGACAGUGUCACAGUCCGUUUGGAGAUGGUAUUUCUUGUCAUCAACACACUGCAUACCUUCAAACUAGCAAAUUAUAGUUAGGAUUAUCUCCCUGCAAGAUGAUACAAUGCCUUAUUUAAGAUCACUAUCUAAAAAAUGUGAGUAAUGAAACAAAUCAUUAUAUAUUUCCCAAGGGAUUUCCCUCAGCAAGAAGUACACCAAACCACCUAUUCAGUAAUAUAUGCAGAUGGUGGGUGGCCAAAGCUACCAGUGUCGACAGCUUAAUCCUUGCAAGAAACAGUUUUAAUAUUUCAGAGAUCUCUGCCUAAACCCAACCCAUUUUCAAAUCCUACCUAAAACACUAAUCUUUUCAAAUAGAAUAUUUACUAAAUUGCUAAUACAGUACUCCAGUGUGUCAUAAAGAACAGUGAGGGCAUUAAUUAACUCUUCAUGUGAUUUUUUGACUGCAGUGUUUAAGGUGUUCGAUUUAAGUUCCUGCCUGCAGGAUGCAAUACAUUUGUUAACCUUACUGCUGAUUAAUGAUCUACGGUUAGUGUACACAAAGUAUUGAAGGAAACUUUGAGAGCACUAAUUUUCUAUUUAUUUUCCCUUAAACAGUUGAUAUGAGGAAAGAAAUAACUUGCAUUUAUGUCAUGACUUUACAAAUGUUAGUAAAUCCCAAAACACUUCCCAACCAAUCAAGUAUUUUUGAAGUGCCUUUGCUGUUGUCAUGUGGCAGAACACAGCAAGAGAGACAGCACUUCAAAAGCACUUUACUUGCAUUAACAACUCUUGCGAAACAGUCAAUGAAGUGCUUUUGAAUUGUGGUACAAAUAUUUGUUAGUAUUUUGUUACCUUUACUACAUUAUAAAAUAGCCCAAAAAUAGUUUUGAAUUGUACGAAUGCUUGUUACUGCAUCAUGAUCAAUGGAACUAAGGCCAUGAGUCACUGAGAUGGCCGUGUUCUACCAAGACGUUGUGCUCUGACUGCUCAGCACUGAGGACCUGAUUCAUGAAACAGUGUUCCCUGGCCCAAUGGAGCUGCUUGCAUUUACUAAUGCUAUUAUGGAGUCCAGUUUAUCAAUUAAACUCAGCAUUGUACUGUGAAACCAAAAGGCAUGAAAAUGUUUAGGAAGCGACUGGAUGCUUUGAAGGGAUUGACUGUGAGUCCUUUCAGCAUUCAUGAGUUAUGGGCUGAAUGGCCUUUCUCAUAUAAGUCUUUCCUGUGAAUAGCUGAUUGCUAAAGUAAGAUUUAAAAACAAACCUGCCUUUGCAUAUUAUGUUACAAUGUGCUGAUCUCCCUCAGUAGGCAAUUUCUGAAUCAAAAAAUUUGUAAAUUCAAGCCCCGUGCCAGAGAACUGGUACGCCCAGUGUAUCAUGUAGAGAGUGCAAUACUAUCAGAGGGACCAUCUUUCAGACAAGAUGUUAAACAAAAUUACACCUGAACUUUCUCAGGUAGAUGUAAAGAAUCCCAUGGGGAUACUUUGAAGAAAAGCAAGAAAUUCACCCCAGUGUUCUGAUCAAUAUGAAAUGCCACAAUGAGCACCAGUAGAAAAGUUUGUCUGAUUAUCAACACACUGGUCAUUUUGGAAGUAUGCUGUGUGAAAAUUGGAUGCCAUGCCUCCUGCAUUACAACAGUGAUGACAUUCCAAACUACUUUGCUGUAUUGAGCACGACACUAUAUAGAUGCAAGUCUUUUUUCUUAUACUUUGUCUUCCCAAUGAAUAAGACUUAGCUGCAGGAAAUGAGAUCUACAAGCAUGUUUCAACAAACGUGUGUGUCAUCUGUUAGUGGUGAUGAACAAGAAGUGUGGUUCAGUUUCCCCUCUAUACACUGGAACUCUUAGGCCGUUAGGUUAGCCACUCUUACAACCAGUGCUUGCUACAACGAGAGGUGAAGACAUGGGACCUUUCUUCUCUAUCUAUGUUGCACAACAAGUUAUUUGCACAGUCACCAGGCUACUGACUUUCACUGCCACUGACACUGACAUUUCCUGUAAGCUCUUGAGCCGGACACUAUCCAUAUGGCAGGGUAAUCUGUUUUAGUUUCAUACAAUUUAUCUUAUGUUACUGUAAGAAGUUUUGUGACAUGAUAAGCAUUUGUCUGAUGUGAACUGAAUCCAUCCAGCCUAAACCAAGGUCCAUAAAUCUCAAAGUAAUUUUGUUGAUGUUGUGAAUGUGUUUACUUGAAAAUAAUAAACGUAUAACACAAUCUGUGU